GGCCGCGUCUCCUCAGUUCCUCGCGGGCGGUGGCUGCGGCCGCGGCGGCGCUACAAGUUUUGACAUUUUGGCGGCGGAGGAGCGCGCCGGCCUUUCGGAGCCGACGGCUGUGCCAGCCGCCGACCCUCGAGGGCCCUUCAGCCGCGCCCCGGCGCUCCCGCAGCCCAGAGUCGGGCGGCCACGAGGCCCGGCCGCGUCUUCCCGCGUUCGCCGGCCGGGCGGCUGCAGCCAUGUCACGGGGGCCGGAGGAAGUGAACCGGCUCACGGAGAGCACCUACCGGAAUGUUAUGGAGCAGUUCAAUCCUGGGCUACGAAAUUUAAUAAACCUAGGAAAAAAUUAUGAAAAAGCUGUUAAUGCUAUGAUCCUUGCGGGAAAAGCGUACUACGAUGGAGUGGCCAAGAUUGGUGAGAUUGCCGCCGGGUCCCCCGUGUCGACAGAGCUGGGCCAUGUUCUCAUAGAGAUUUCAAGUACCCACAAGAAACUCAAUGAGAGUCUUGAUGAAAAUUUCAAAAAAUUCCAUAAAGAAAUUAUACAUGAGCUGGAGAAGAAGACAGAACUUGAUGUAAAAUACAUGAAUGCAACUCUCAAAAGAUACCAAACGGAACACAGGAAUAAAUUAGACUCUCUGGAGAAAUCUCAAGCAGAGUUGAAGAAGAUCAGAAGGAAAAGCCAAGGAGGACGAAAUGCACUCAAAUACGAACACAAAGAAAUUGAGUAUGUAGAAACUGUUACGUCUCGCCAGAGCGAAAUCCAGAAAUUUAUUGCAGAUGGUUGCAAAGAAGCUCUACUUGAAGAGAAAAGGCGCUUCUGCUUUCUGGUCGACAAACACUGUAGCUUUGCAAAUCACUUACAUUAUUAUCAUUUACAGUCUGCAGAAUUACUAAAUUCCAAGCUGCCCCGGUGGCAGGAAACCUGUGGUGACGCUACCAAAGUGCCUGAGAAGAUCAUGAAUAUGAUCGAGGAAAUAAGGACCCCAAGCUCUACCCCCGUGUCCGGGACGCCCCAGCCCUCACCGAUGAUUGAGAGAAGCAGCAUGGUUGGGAAAGAUUAUGACACUCUUUCUAAAUAUUCGCCAAAAGUGCCCCCAGCUCCUUCAGCCAGAGCAUAUACUAGUCCUUUGAUCGAUAUGUUUAAUAACCCAGCAACAGUUGGACAGAAUUCAGAAAAGAUAAAGAAUUCAACAGAUUCUUCAGAUGAUCCCAGUUUACAGCGAUCAGUUUCUGUUGCAACUGGACUGAACAUGAUGAAGAAGCAGAAAGUAAAAACCAUUUUUCCGCACACCGCCGGCUCCAACCAGACCCUGCUCAGCUUCGCCCAGGGAGACAUCCUCACGCUGCUUGUCCCAGAGGAGAAGGACGGCUGGCUUUAUGGAGAGCACGACACCACCAAAGUGAGGGGCUGGUUCCCAGCAUCCUACACAAAGUUGCUGGAAGAAGAUGCAGAGGAGGCCCUGAGCGUGCCCACACCAAGCCCGGCCCCGGUGAGAAGCAUCAGCACCGUGAACUUAUCGGAGAAAAGCCGCGUCGUCAUCCCCCCACCGGAUUACCUGGAAUGUUUGUCCUUGGGAGCGGCUGCAGAUGAGAGAGCAGAUGGUUCCACAAGUAUCUCUACUUUUAAAGCGCCGGUGUCCAAGCCAGAAGCCACAUCUCCUAACGAUGCAAAUGGGACAGCAAAGCCUCCUUUCCUCAGCGGGGAAAACCCCUUUGCCACUGUGAAACUCCGACCGACGGUGACAAACGACCGCUCCGCGCCCAUCAUCCGAUGAAGGCGGGCUCGGGAACGCCCGUUCCUCCGACGUGAAGUUCCCGCUUGGAGAAUGACACCGGUCGGAUGCGCGCUGUAACUGUUGUAAAGCUUCGCCAAAGGGUGCCUGAUUUUAACUGUAUUCUACUUGAGCAAAUCAACACGUUCUCUCAGUUUAACAUAGUUGGGUUGAUACAUUUCUGUCUUUAAGAAGAUAAAAAGUAAUAGUUUAGUGAUCAACUCAAUCAUUUAAAAUACCUAUUCUGUUCAUCUGAAGGCAGUAAAUUUGGUUCCAAUCCUUACUGUAUCAUUUUUUAAAUAUUCUGAUUUUUUUUUUAAAUAGCCAGAGUAAGGGAUAGUCUGUGCUUUCAUGACUGGCUUUCCGCAUCCGAAUGCAGAGGAGACCACAGUUUUAUUUUAUAAAGCAUGUGCUCUUACCUAGCAUUAUGACGUUUAUCUAAAAGAAAUGUGUAAAUUUGCAUCUUAGCAUGCAAAUCAUAACUGUAAGCAAUAUAAAUUAUGAGAUUAUAUAAAAAGCUUUUAACUUAAAAAUUUUAAAUUGUUUAAUCAAACGUAGAGCUACGUAGAUGGAGGAAUCCCCAAGCUGCCCUCGAUUUAGACGUAGCUGUAGAGCACACAGACGUCUCGCCUGCUCCUGUCACAGCCAUGACGUUUAGUGCUCCUGCAUCUCCGGAGCUACUGGGCUCGGCAGGUCGGAGUUACGGACUGGACUGACCAGUGACCACACAUCAGGCCCUGCUACACUUGGGCCUGACUCACGUGCGGGCGAGGGCCUGCUGUGAGCAAGUGUCCCCGCGGCGCCAGCUGCCCGAAGUUGCCUCUGUCGCUAGUGAACUCGGAAACAUCCUGGGGUCCAAGUUUCUCCAUUUCUGAAUCGUUCUGACGCCUGCCCCUCCAAAGAGCAUGUAGGAAGCCAGAAGCCUGAGUGCUGUUGGUGAGGAGGGGAAGGUCUGGUUUUCGUCUGAGACCUGCCAUCGUGGCCUCCGAAUCGGGAAGUCCGCGCCCGUGGCCACCUUCCCCUCUGGCUGCAAGAGACCGGCACCGGUUGGGAGGAGGGCUCAGUGCGCCGCGCGGCCAGCCCCUGCCCUGUGCUGGCGCCAGGAGGGCCUCGUUUAUCACAGCAACUUGGCUCUCGCCAUAAAUCCAGCCGUUUUCUAUAAGCUUCAGAGUGGUCAGUCAAAUGCAGGUAAACCAGUGGAAGCAUGUGACACUUAACGUUCUUGGUCCUGUCCUGCCUGCCCAGUGAACCCGGCCACCCCACCCAGGGCUGAGUUCUGUGGGCAAACGCCCGACCUGAGUGAAGACGCGCCAGCCGGUCCAGUAAAGACAAGACAGAAGGACGUCUUCUCCCACCAUCUGAGUAAGAGGAGGGUUCAUGGAAACGCAGCGAUCUCUGUGGUGGGGGUGAGGCCGCCCUGGCCUCCAGGGCUCUGCUCCUUCGGGAUCCUCGGGCUUUGUUACGGAGAUUCUCAGGAGAUUCUCAGGCGCCUGCGUCUCAGCCCUCACAGAAUUGGGGGGAGGGGGGGC
Messenger RNA from Neogale vison (American mink), 3292 nucleotides. It is a transcript of the gene BAIAP2L1, whose product is annotated as BAR/IMD domain containing adaptor protein 2 like 1. Gene Ontology annotation, cellular component: cytosol; nucleoplasm. The transcript has 14 exons. Bases 231 to 1766 code for a protein of 511 amino acids. Gene Ontology annotation, biological process: actin crosslink formation; actin filament bundle assembly; positive regulation of actin filament polymerization. Lineage: Eukaryota; Metazoa; Chordata; Mammalia; Carnivora; Mustelidae. The record is from RefSeq and is a predicted model, not a curated record. Gene Ontology annotation, molecular function: protein binding.